Pleuronectes platessa (European plaice) is the source of this 2875-nucleotide messenger RNA. RefSeq names its product chromosome 3 C6orf120 homolog (gene c3h6orf120). NCBI's taxonomy places the organism in Eukaryota, Metazoa, Chordata, Actinopteri, Pleuronectiformes, Pleuronectidae. The coding region runs from base 159 to 698 and encodes 179 amino acids. The transcript has 2 exons. The record is from RefSeq and is a predicted model, not a curated record.
UGGAGGGGCAGCAGUGAGCAGGGUGGCGCGGAGGCCGUCACAGAUAAGGCCUGAGAAGAAGAGGUUAGCUAGUUUCUGCAGCUCGCUGUUUGCUUUGGAUCAAGAUGCCGGCUGUCUGGCGUCGUCCAGGCGGGUUCUGACCGACCGAUGCCUUCAUCAUGAUGCUGAGCUGCAGCGCCCUGGUCCUCGCCCUCCUGGUGUCGCAGACCAGGAGCUUCCUGACCUCAGAGGACGACGGUGUCCCUGAAGAGUGGGUUCUCCUCCACGUGGUUCAGGGCCACAUCGGGGCAGGGAACUACAGCUACCUACGCCUCAACCACGAUGGCAGAAUCAUCCUGCACAUGCAGAGCCUCAAGGGGGACGCAGACCUCUACGUGUCGGAUAAAACCCUGCAGCCGAGCUACGACACCUACAAGCUGCAGUCCGCCACCUGCGGCCAGGACGUGGUGGUGGUGCCCGGGGACUUCGUGAGGCCUGUCGGCAUCGGCAUUUACGGCCACCCGUCUCACCUGGAGAGCGAGUUUGAAAUGCGGGUGUUCUACGAUCAGACGGUGCCCCUGAAUCCGUUUGACGCCGGCUUGGACACGUCAGGGGACGAUCCAAAGCAGCCGCCCCAGGCUGCGGAUGAGAAAGAGGCCUCGAUCGUUUGGACAAUUCUGAUUGGACUUUUGAAGAUUAUACUUGAGAUUUUGUUUUGAAAACGGGGAUAUUCCUCACUGCUGUGACAGGGGGAAGAGACUCGGCUCUUGGUUCACUCGGCCUUGAUAAAUUAAAGAUUUAUUUUUCCUUUCAUUCUGUAAGGAUGAGAAAAUGUCCCACAGAACCUCAGUUAGAAUUCAGGCAUUUUAAACUGGAAAAAACACACUUGAUCAAAAAGAGAGAUAAAUGAGACUGUCCCUCGGUGGAGCUCCAACAUCCACCAAGACCCAACUGUCUCUAAAAGCCAAUCAAGCUGCACCAAAUCACAUCUCGUAGAUAUCAGUCCUGUGAUUGGGCCUGAAUCAUGAAUUAAUCUGCGGGAAAAGUAUGAAAAUGUUAAGAAACGUCUUCUCUCACAUUGUUUAAGAAGCUGUAACCACACAAACAGACCGGGGUGGAAACAUAACCUCCUCGGUGGAGAAGGUCAGUUUUUAAAUUAGAAGCUGGAUCACUUGAGUUCACCAGUGAAGCUCGACCAAUCAGAAAACGUCUGUAUGUUUGAUGUCAAGUGAUUAAACAUGAGCAGAGUUCUCAUUCAACUGGAGAGUGAAGUGAGUUAAGUUCAUAUUAAACUUUAGGUUCGCUGCAGUUUUUUGUGAUUGAACUGCAGUUCAACCAAAACAACAAGGGGGGGGGGGCACGUCUGAAAGCAAUUAGUGUAGAUACUGGGACACCCCCCCCCCCCAUCAAAGCUAGAUGUCCACAAAACUAGCAUUUAUGCAAUUAAGCUGGUCAGACCACAUCCAGACUAUGAAUUAGAACAUUGAAUACCUCUAUUACAUUCAAAUGAUCAGGUUCAGCAGGUUAACUGGGGUCAACUCACUGAAAUAAGGUGAUUGGAUCAAGAAGAGGGUUUAAGAUGGUUUGACCUUUUUAUUUGGAAACUUGUCGCUGAAUCACUUCUGUGUUUUUUGUUUCGGUGCAAACUGUUCUCAGAUUUUCAUGUUUCCUUGCUGAGCUGUCGGAGGAGUGAACUACAUCCUGUCUCCUCAGACUCUCCAACAGCAUGUCCCCGAGCAGGGAGACGACUGCAGCACCGUUCACACCUGGUGUCAACAUCUGUCCUGAGGGAUCCUGUCACAAGUGUCCAAGUUCAGAUCACCCGCUGUGCAUUGACUCUUCAGAACCACCUCGUUCCUGAGUCGUGAGGCUGUUGGUGUGUUUGAAAUCCCAAAUGUGGAGAAAGAAAAAGAUGGACACUGUAAAUAACGUGUUGCACUUGUGUUCUGAGCUUUGACACAACACGGUGACUCCUCUGAACACUGUUUAUAUACCAGAGCAGAGAGAACGGUUCAACAUUAAGUUCAUUGGUUUGUGAGCAGUGACAUCAACAAGUUGUGUAUCAAGCUUUAUAGGUUGUUGUUCUGAGACGAGACGGCGAAAACAAAUUCUCUCCGAUUCCGACACCACAUGGACGCACAAUCUGAGGUGUUCAGUGCUGCGUGUGCUCUCUUUCAUUUGAUUGUGUGAACAGACACACACCAAAGGACUCAGCUACAGCUACACACACUGGAAGAAUAGAGUAAUCUCAGGAAUAGAGCAAUGAAGGAUGCAUUUGACCAUCAGGCGUGAACAGAUGAACUUACAGCUGUCCACUUGUGAGCAGAUCUCUCAGGAGGACGGGUGGUGGACCCGGUGUGAGACCCGGUGUGAGACCCGGUGUGAUCAAAGCCUCUGAGCGUUGAACAGGAACCUCUCCGUCAGCUCCUCGCUCAUCUUUAGAACUAAUUUAGCAUCAGGCAGAGAUGACAGCUGUGUGUGUCUCUCGCCUGUGAAUGAAAACCACUUGUCUUAACUCUGCAUAUCACACAGGAAACUUAGCAAUACCCUGAUUGUCAGCCCUUUAUCCUGGAGGCUCCUUCAGGAUACCCGUGCUGCUCUGUUUUCAUGUACUUGCUGAAUUUCCACUCCAGACAGGAACCUCUGGUCCACAGCGACGUUUCAUUUGGUUUUGAUGGUUCACUUUGUUUCACCUGUUGGACGAGCUCCUGAGUUAAACACCCCCUCCUCCAGCUUCAGAGGAGGUCAGCUACCGUUCACCACUGAGCAGAAAUGUUCACCAGUGCCUUCAGACCCUUCCUGUGCCGGGAGGAGCAGCCAAACAGUUUCCCUGUUUCCAGAGACGAUUCUGUCUGGUUUACAAAAUAAAACUCUUGUCAUACAGACUGUUAAAACC